GGCCGACGCUAUCAUGCUUUUCGAUCUGGAAGUGAGUUUUGGUCUGGGUCUCAGCCCCCAUCUAUGUUGGUCUCAUCUGUAAAAUAGCAUAUAUAAUGCCGAAUGACGAGCCAGAGAUGGAUAGGAUGGACAUGUGCCAUGCAAUGAUGACAAGGGUUAUUGGGAAUCGAAUUUUCUUGGCGCCCCUUGAGAGAAGUAAGACCCAUCGCAUUCUCGACGUUGGGACUGGCACAGGUAUAUGGGCCAUUGAGAUGGGCGAUCUCUUCGCGGAGGUCAUUGGAAUUGACCUGAGCGCCAUCCAGCCGACAUGGGUUCCCGAAAAUGUCAAGUUCCAAGUUGAUGAUGUCGAAAGUCCCUGGAUCGAAGUAAGGAAGUACGACUUCAUAUCCACAGGGUUUUUAGCAGCAUCCAUUCGUGACUGGAAUCAGACCUUUGUGGAAACCAUGGAGAAUCUCGGCAUUCCUUUGCCCAGGUCCAAAACUCGAAGGCUGGGUUCGAGAACAAAAAUUCGAAAACAUGUUCCAUCAAAAAAUCAAAAAUCCACUUGGCCCGUGGCCCAAAGAUCCACGGUAUGA
Messenger RNA from Colletotrichum godetiae, 575 nucleotides. RefSeq lists its product as uncharacterized. The transcript has 3 exons. The record is from RefSeq and is a predicted model, not a curated record. Lineage: Eukaryota; Fungi; Ascomycota; Sordariomycetes; Glomerellales; Glomerellaceae. The coding region runs from base 96 to 575 and encodes 159 amino acids.